AUGUGCUCAGAUCUCCCUCUGCUGGGACCAUCGUAAGUGUGGGAGACCCCAAGAAGAAGUAUACACGCUUUGAGAAGAUUGGACAGGGGGCGUCUGGGACGGUGUACACAGCCAUAGACAUCGCUACAGGACAGGAGGUGGCCAUUAAACAGAUGAACCUGCAGCAGCAGCCCAAGAAGGAACUGAUCAUCAAUGAGAUCCUUGUGAUGAGGGAAAAUAAGAAUCCAAACAUUGUCAACUACCUAGACAGUUACCUGGUUGGAGACGAGCUGUGGGUUGUGAUGGAGUACCUGGCCGGAGGGUCGCUGACUGACGUCGUCACGGAGACCUGCAUGGAUGAAGCCCAGAUAGCUGCUGUGUGCAGAGAGUGUCUCCAGGCGUUGGAGUUCCUCCACUCGAACCAGGUCAUCCAUCGAGACAUUAAGAGCGACAACAUCCUGCUGGGCAUGGAUGGCUCCGUCAAACUCACUGACUUUGGGUUCUGCGCUCAGAUCACUCCGGAGCAGAGUAAACGCAGCACCAUGGUGGGGACUCCCUACUGGAUGGCUCCAGAGGUGGUGACCCGCAAAGCCUACGGCCCCAAAGUGGACAUCUGGUCUCUGGGCAUCAUGGCCAUAGAGAUGGUGGAGGGGGAGCCGCCGUACCUGAACGAAAACCCCCUGAGGGCGCUGUAUCUUAUAGCAACCAACGGGACUCCGGAGCUGCAGAACCCGGAGAAGCUGUCGACGACCUUUAGAGACUUUCUGACCCGAUGUCUGGAGAUGGACGUGGAGAAGAGAGGCUCGGCUAAAGAGCUGCUGCAGCAUCAGUUCCUGAAGAUGGCGAAGCCCCUCUCCAGUAUGACUCCUCUCAUCGUGGCCGCCAAGGAGGCUGCCAAGAACAACCGCUAGCCCCCCACUCAACAUUCUGUCUGCCCCUCGCUGUCUCUGUCCCUCCCUCUGUCCACUCCCUCCCUCCCUCUCUCUCUCUCUCUCUCUC
Molecule: messenger RNA, 978 nt
Organism: Notothenia coriiceps (black rockcod)
Lineage: Eukaryota; Metazoa; Chordata; Actinopteri; Perciformes; Nototheniidae
Product: serine/threonine-protein kinase PAK 1
Exons: 9
Biological process (GO): protein phosphorylation
Molecular function (GO): ATP binding; protein kinase activity
Source: RefSeq, a predicted model, not a curated record